UACACAUAGAGAAACAGAGGGACGCUGUUUCGCUCGUUCGGAAGUUUUCUCCUGUUAGACAUUCAGCCUCUUGCGAAUUGAAGGACAAUUAUGAAUCACAGAGAGACGAUAGAUACAAACUAAUUGUAUGCAUUUUAUUCGUUAAAAAAAUGGGCAUCCUGGAUUCCCUUGGCAUCCAUGAAUACACGCCAAAGGGUACCAUUGUGCGCCGUUUCUUCCCUCUAUCUGAAAGCAUUGUCCGAGUUCGACAAUUGUCCGACAAUCACACCUGGCAACAGGUGUCGCUUCCUAUACCCUUCGUGGUGGUCCUCUUUUAUAGUAAUUCAUCAAAAUGUAUCAAAGUAAAUAGCAUGGCGUUAUGCCUGUGGGCACUGGGUAGAUAGGAUUUAAGUGCUCAGACUAUGACACAUACUCACAGAAAAAAACUGUCAUCAGUGCAGUUGGCCAUUGGUGGCGCGUUGCGUGUAGUGCGCGUCUUGGACACAGCGUUUCGCUCUCUGCAUUCCUUCUCAAGGAGCUCCCCACCAACUCGCUUCCUCGCACCACCACCAAACCUCCCUCCCUACCACAACAGUAAGAUAGCAGAGAGCCCGUCUACAGUGACAGAGGGCAGCAGUAUGCCCUGCAGCUAGUGUAAUAGUUUACAGAAAGUCCGAAAUUGUGACUUCCGAACCGCCCGCGCGCUGCCUAACUGCUCAGGAAAUACUACGGAGUUUUGGAACAUAAUUUCCCCAAAGGAGUGACGAGAUUUUGGAGUUGUGGACAAGUGCGGGAACAGGUUGACGCUCAAGAGCAGCUCAUCUUUCGAGAAAGGACAGACUUUUGAACAGCAGGAGUUCAGGAUGGAGAAAGCGCCACUGUUUUUGCCCCUUGUCAUUCUACUGAUGCAAUGCCUUCCCAUUGUCCCUGUUACCGUGUCAACAACCACACCCAAGGUAGAGGUCCGUGAGAACUCUGAUGCGGUUCUGAGCUGUGGUUUUCGGACCGAGAAGGAACCGAAUCCUCGAAUCGAGUGGAAGAAGAAAGGAACAGAUGUAUCAUUUGUUUACUAUGAGGGACAAUUCAGAGGAGCCUUUGCGGGGCGUGCAAGGAUCAAGGGGGCAACGGUGACCCUACAGAGGGUGACCCAGAAAGACGCGGGUGAAUACCGCUGUGAGAUCACUGCCCCUCAUGACACCAUCACCCUUGGGGAGACUAACAUUACCCUCACAGUCUUGGUUCCCCCCCACACGCCAUCCUGUGAGAUCCCCAGCUCGGCCCUGACGGGCUCUAUGGUGCAGCUGCGUUGUUUGGACCAGCAGAGCAUCCCCCCAGCCACCUACUCCUGGUACAAAGACGACAAGCUGCUGACCCCCUCCCGCAUGGCCAACGCCACCUACCACCUCAACCCAUUCACCGGCAUACUGGAGUUUAAGACGGUGGCGAGAGGCGACACGGGACAGUACAGCUGUCUGGCAUCAAACAAAGUGGGGCAGUCCAAGAUGUGUGAGGCUAAACACAUGAAGAUAGAGGAUGUAAACAUGGCAGGGGUCGUUGCUGCGGUCGUGGUCAUCUGUCUGGUCAUCGCCAUUUGUGGCUUCGGAGGGUACUAUGCACACCGUAAUGGCUACUUCAGAAGACACAAAGGAAGGUCCUUUUGGAUCCCUCAGUGUCAUGGUGUGGCCCACAUCAGCAGCCAGAACCUCCAUAGAACAGAAGACAAGACUAAUGCCAACUACAGCCCACCGCCCCAAGAUCCUGCGGACUUCAAACACACCCAGUCUUUCAUGCUGUGAGGCUCUCAACAACCCCCUAAAAGACACUACACAGACACUAGCACCAUGACAACACUGGAGUAGUUUUAUUCGACCCAAAUGAAUAGCUCUAAGAAUAAUACAUUUUUGGGGAACUGACCAACCCUGCUCUCCUCACCCUUGUGGAUGGAUAGCAAGGAGGGGCAGACAACUCUGCGUAGAGGCCAUUUAUUCCUCCUGUUUUGCUGUACCUGGGCCCUCAAUGCAAGCCUAUUAUAUUAGUCACAUGGUACUCCCCUCUAGUGGCCAAGUUGUUAAACUACAGACUAUAUCGCCCUCCUGUGGCAGACCCGUGGAAUUGUGUUCCACACAUGCUCACUUCCCCCUCUACUGGCCAAAACAUUAACUACCUAAAUCUUAUUUUAUACCAAAGACUUGAACAUGGCAUCUGAGUGUAAUAUACUGUACAUAUUUUCUGAUGGCUAUUGGCUAAGCAUUUAUGUGAACACGAGAGCAAUCACAUUAGGGCUCCGUAAUGGCACAAGGCACUGCAAGAGACGUUACUACAGUCCCUGGUUCGAAUCCAGGCUGUAUCACCUCCGGCCAUGACUAGGAGCCCCAUAGAGCGGCGCACAAUUGGCGCCUCGCUAUGGGACUGUUAAGAACAUGGUCUAACCCGGCCAAACCCUAAAGACGCAGGGCCAAUUGUGCGCCACCCUAUGGGACACAGCCUGGAAUCGAACCUGUAGUGACACGCCACUCUGGAGCCCAAAAUUACAUAGACUAACACAGGGGCUAAUUAGAAUACAGGUAAUUUAAAAAAAAUAAUCCACAUCAUAAUCCGUCUGUUUUAAGACGGAGAAAUUGUUUUUUGCAGUGUUUGUCAGACCAGGAGACAUCCCGAAAAACAAAUCUUAUGGAUUGCUUCCUCUCCAUUUUGAAUAUUGGCCAUCCACUAUAUUGUUUUCAGAACAGUGCAGGAGACACUGUAGGAUCGAUUCAGUGCUAUGAUUGCAAUUUAAAAGGCGAUGUUCUUAUUUUCGCAGACUGCCUUCAUGUUAAAUGCUGCAUAUGUUGGCUCAAUAGCUCUGAACUUCGGAAACACUAAUUGAAUUGUGACCGUUGAGAUGGACCCCUGCUCACCUGAAUAUGCCCAGUGCAUAUCAAAUGUAGUUGUCAUAUUAUAUCUAGAGGCUCUUUUUUAAAGUGUUUUUUUUGUAUUGUUUAACCUAAAGUAUUAUCGUGCUACUGCAUUUUUUCCUAAUAGAGAGUAUGUUUCUUAGGCUAUGGAUGGAUGGGUUGAUGUAAGUGUAUUCUUUGUAAAAUGUUUACUCUGUAUUAAAGAUUUAUCAAA
Messenger RNA from Oncorhynchus mykiss (rainbow trout), 3087 nucleotides. Its product is annotated as junctional adhesion molecule 2A. Gene Ontology annotation, cellular component: protein complex involved in cell adhesion; plasma membrane; tight junction. Gene Ontology annotation, biological process: leukocyte cell-cell adhesion. NCBI's taxonomy places the organism in Eukaryota, Metazoa, Chordata, Actinopteri, Salmoniformes, Salmonidae. The record is from RefSeq and is a predicted model, not a curated record.